UAUUCCAUUUCCAAGACGUUCAAAGAGUCACAGAGCUAAUACACCAACCUCCCGUCGGACAAUAAUCUGCACAGGCAACGGUGGAGUGAAGGCUAUGUUUGUUUUAGAGCCGAGGACUAUUCAAAAGCUGUGACCCGCGGCGAAGUUUGACAGUCCGAGGACGAAUUGCUUGUGUAAUUGUGUGACACACCAGUCAAAGACCUGCAUGUGUGAAGCUGAGGCCAGCAAUGGAACCCUGGCCUGCAGUGGCCUGGGUCCUACUGCUGACGGUCAUUGCUGAUUGGCUAAAAACCGCCCAAUCAAAGGACUUCACAGAACAGGACAUUAUCUACCUCCAUCCUUCAACCACUCCAUUUCCAGGUGGGUUUAAAUGCUUCACCUGUGAAGAGGCACCUGACAACUAUGAGUGUAAUCGCUGGGCGCCAGACCUGUACUGCCCACAAGAGUCCAGAUACUGUUACACGCGUCACAUGAUGAAUCUGGAGGGGGACAGUCUCUCUGUGACAAAGCGUUGUGUGGCUCUGGAUGACUGCCUCUCUACUGGAUGCUCUGAAGACCAUGAAGGAAACAAGGUCUGCACAGCGUGCUGUGAAGGGAAUAUCUGUAACCUUCCUCUACCCUGGAACGAGACCGAGGCAGUGUUCGCCACUACCUCACCCCUCAGUGGUACGGCAGGGCUCACAGGAAGCUACACGCUAACAUCGGUCUUCCUCACCCUCCUUAUCUCCAGCGGUGUCUGGGACACAGACGUAUAAUGUUCAAAAGCCUACUCUAAUAGUUGAUGGAUUCAACGAACAUCCAAUGGAAAUGGUAGGGAAUGAGUUUAUUACCUUUUAUUGUUAUGCAGGGCCUCAAUAAAACAAGCACUUAAACAGGACACUGAUUCUGCAUCUAUAACACAGCAAUGUAGCGGUCAAUCAUGAAGGGUGCAACAUCGAAGUCUCUCCCUGGUACUCUUCUGCAUAUAUGCAAGGACAAGAGUAAACAUAGAAAUGUGUUGUGACAUGUAUGGACUCGUCUGCAAACUAUACUAUAAGAGCUACAACAUUUCCAGAAGAAACAUGGAAAGACAGCAGUAUAUGAGGGUAAUUUUUUUUUUUUUUAAAUGUUCACAUUUGUGAGUCAGUACCCCAUGUUGUAUGUUUGACACAUGUACAUAUAAAUAGUAUUUAUUUUUUUAUCCAACAUUGUUGUUAGAAAGUGAAUGUGUGAAGUCGUACUUGUAGGUUUCUAUAAUAACGUAUGAGUAAAGUGCGUACUACAUACAGCUAAAGUUGGAAGUUACAUACACUUAGGUUGAAGUCAUUAAAACUCAUUUUUCUACUUUGAGUAAUUUUUCCGAAAAAAGUUUAGACAAACUUUAUAAUUCAUUAUAACAAUUCCAGUAGGUCAGAUGUUUAUAUACACUAAGUUGACUGUGCCGUUUUACAGCUUGGAAAAUUCCAGAAAAUGUCAUGGCUUUAGAAGCUUCUAAUGGGCUAAUUGACAUAAUUUGAGUCAAUUGGAUUUGUCAUUUGAGUCACCUGUGGGUGCAUUUCAAGGCCUAACUUCAAACUUAGUGCCUCUUUGCUUGACAUCAUGGGUAACUAAAAAUAAACCCGCUAAGAUCUCAGAAAAAAAUUGAAGACCUCCACCAGUCUAGUUCAUCCUUUGGAGCAAUUUCCAAACAAUAGUAUGAUAUAUAAACACCUUGGGACCAGGCAACUGUCAUACCACUCAGGAAGGAGACGUGUUCUGUCUCCUAGAGAUUAAGAUAUUUUGGUAAAUCAAUCCCAGAACAUUGGCAAAUGAUCUUGUGAAGAUGCUGGUGGAAACCGGUACAAAAUAAUCUAUAGCCACAGUAAAAUGAGUCUUAUAUCGACAUAGCCUGAUAAACCGCUCCGCAAGGAAUAAGCCACUUCUUCUACAAAACUGCAAUAAAAAAGACAGACUAUGGUUUGCAAGAUUGACAGAUUGUACUUUUUGGAGGAAACAAAAAUUUAACCCUUUGGCAAUGCAAUGCUACCAAAUACUAAUUGAGUGUAUGCAAAACUUCUGAUCCACUGGAUAUGUGAUGAAAGAAAAAGCUGAAAUAAAUCACUCUAUACUAUUGUUCUGACAUUUCACAUUCUUAAAAUAAAGUGAUCCUAACUGACCUAAGACAGGGAAUCUUUGCCUGGAUUAAAUGUCAGGAAUUGUGAACAACUGUUUCUAAAUAUAUUUGGUUCAGGUGUAUGUAAACUUCCAACUUCAACUGUAUUCCCUUUUUCCACCUGGAACAGAUGACUCAGACACUGCUCCUUCUUUUAUGUCUAGAUUGUGGAAAGUAUUUCUAACAUGGAAAAAGAGCCUGGCGCCUAUCAAACGAUUGAGAUGUUUUUGUUGUGGGAAAACAAUUUCCUCAAAUCUAAAAAAGGAUAAAAGUUAAUUAGAGGUCUAUUUUUGGUUCAAAAUUUUUCAAUUAUUAAAUGUAUAUCUACAUUUCUUGAUACAGUUUGAGGUAGAGUGAGCUACCACAGUAGCUAAGCACGGCUCAUUGUUUGGGCCAGACUUGGGAGCUGUGCUGUUAGCUUAGGACUUAACGCAUUGAUAUUUAAUCAUUGCAGCAUUGGUGAAAGGCAAGCAACAAUAAAUGUGUGCACAAGUUGUUACAUUCUCUUUAGGCAUUCUCCCUUUCCUCACCGCUGUGUGUUUUCUGUUUUCAUGAUACGUCCCUCUAAUGUUUGUACUGUGUUCAGUUCUGUGACUUUCUCAUCCAUCACCCUCUAAAGGCCGGACUUUAAAAAAUGCGGAGUUAGCAAAGUGUUAUUGUUCUCUAGGUUUUAUGAUUAGUUUAGGCUGACUGCCUGAGACACAAUGGAGACUGGUCACUUCCCUCUCCCGAGCUGGGUUCAAUUAAUAUUGGAAAUAUUUUCAAAUACAUUUUUUUUGUUGUUAGAUUAUUUUGCUUUAAGGGACCAUAACCAUAGUAUCACAAAUGACAAACCCCAUUUUCCUGGCACGUCUAAUAGACUAGAGCAAAUCCUAAAAGGAUUUGAAAGAUUUCCAAUAGAAUCUGAGCCCAGUUCUGCCCUCCUCUCUGUCACCCUGGCUGUUCAGUAGAACUAAUCCAACAGUAAGAAGAAAACUGUGAAGCGUGACUAAGAACAAAAUGUAUUUUUCUCUGGUAAUAUUCCUAAUUGUGUUUAUUUUGUUAUAGGGUAACAAGGGCUAGAACAUGUUAUGUCCCUUUAAACCAUUCUGGCAAUACUAGAUUUUCCUUUUAAAAUAUCUUACAGGGAUUUUUGUAUUGUGAGUUGAGAGCCAACAUAUCUUGCCAGAUGUUGCCUUAAGUCAUUCUAGAGAAACAGUGUAUCACUCGUGGAAGUGCUUGUGCAUGAUCUUAUCAAAUGUUGAUAAAAGAUGCUGCAUGUCAUGUUGUGCCAAUUGAUGUCAUGUAAAUAUCUUCUUUUUUUUAUAUGCAUCAUCUAUGUAAAUAAUUCUGUAUUUAGAUGUGAAUUACUUUGUAACUUCAUAUUAAAGAUGAAGACAUGACUGCUGA
Esox lucius (northern pike) is the source of this 3520-nucleotide messenger RNA. RefSeq names its product LY6/PLAUR domain containing 6 (gene lypd6). Gene Ontology annotation, molecular function: acetylcholine receptor inhibitor activity. Bases 228 to 755 code for a protein of 175 amino acids. The transcript has 5 exons. Gene Ontology annotation, biological process: positive regulation of canonical Wnt signaling pathway. The record is from RefSeq and is a predicted model, not a curated record. Lineage: Eukaryota; Metazoa; Chordata; Actinopteri; Esociformes; Esocidae.